Molecule: messenger RNA, 10132 nt
Organism: Meriones unguiculatus (Mongolian gerbil)
Lineage: Eukaryota; Metazoa; Chordata; Mammalia; Rodentia; Muridae
Gene: Nav3
Product: neuron navigator 3
Exons: 39
Coding region: 175-7257 (2360 amino acids)
Biological process (GO): nervous system development; neurogenesis
Molecular function (GO): ATP binding; protein binding; ATP hydrolysis activity
Source: RefSeq, a predicted model, not a curated record
CUCUCUCUCUCUCUCUCUCUCUCUCUCUCUCUCUCUCUCUCUCUCUGUGUGUGUGUGUGUGUGUGUGUGUGUGUGUGAGUCUGUCUCUCUUUCUGGAAAUACUAAAGCUGGAGUCUACCAGACUGAGGUUAGGAGCAUUUUCUUUGGCAACAAGAAGGUACUUUUAUAGAAGCCAUGCCUGUCCUUGGGGUUGCUUCAAAACUGAGACAGCCAGCUGUUGGGUCAAAGCCUGUUCACACUGCUCUUCCGAUACCAAAUCUUGGCAUUGGUGUAUCACGGCACUGUUCUUCAAGACCUUUGGAAUUUGCUACACCGGAGUGCUCAAUGCUUUCUUGUCAGCUCACAUUAAAAUCAACCUGUGAGUUUGGAGAGAAGAAAGCCCUGCAGGGAACAGCCAAGGAGAGCGAAGACAGCAAGAUUUACACUGACUGGGCCAACCACUACCUGGCGAAAUCUGGCCACAAGCGGCUGAUCAAGGAUCUGCAGCAGGACAUCGCGGACGGGGUCCUCCUGGCAGAGAUCAUCCAGAUUAUUGCAAAUGAGAAAGUUGAAGAUAUCAAUGGAUGUCCUAGAAGCCAAUCUCAGAUGAUUGAAAAUGUUGAUGUCUGCCUUAGUUUUCUAGCAGCCCGAGGAGUUAAUGUUCAAGGUCUAUCUGCUGAAGAAAUAAGAAAUGGAAACUUAAAAGCCAUUCUAGGGCUGUUUUUCAGCUUGUCUCGCUACAAGCAGCAGCAGCACCAUCAGCAGCAGUACUAUCAGUCCCUGGUGGAACUUCAACAGCGAGUGACGCACACUGCUCCUCAGUCCGAAGGUAGUCAGGCCAAACCCCAGCAAGAUAUGCAGUCCAGUCUGACAGCCAGAUAUGCAGCUCAGUGUAAUCACAGUGGAAUUGCAACCAGUCAGAAAAAGCCUACUAGGCUUCCAGGGCCCUCUAGGGUGCCCGCUGCGAGCAGCAGCAACAAGGCUCAGGGAGCCUCCAAUCUAAACAGGAGAAGUCAGAGCUUUAACAGCAUUGACAAAAACAAGCCUCCAAGUUAUGCAAAUGGAAAUGAAAAAGAUUCCUCCAAAGGACCUCAACCAUCUUCAGGUAUAAAUGGAAACACACAGCCUCCCAGCACUGCUGGGCAACCCCCAGUCUCUGCUAUCCCUUCCCCAAGUGCCAGCAAGCCGUGGCGCAGCAAGUCCAUGAAUGUCAAGCACAGCGCCACCUCUACCAUGCUGACCGUGAAGCAGCCAAGCCCAGCCACCUCUCCCACUCCAUCUUCAGACAGACUGAAGCCCCCUGUCACAGAAGGGGUCAAAAGUGCUCCAUCGGGACAGAAAUCUAUGCUCGAAAAAUUCAAGCUGGUUAACGCCCGGACUGCGUUGCGCCCCCCUCAGACUUCCAGUUCAGGACCUAGUGAUGUUGGGAAGGAAGAUGAUGCCUUUUCUGAAUCUGGAGAAAUGGAAGGUUUUGGCAGUGGUCUGAAUAGUGGUGGCUCAACGAACAGCAGUCCCAAAGUGUCACCUAAAUUAGCACCUCCAAAAGCAGGAAGUAAAAAUUUCAGCAAUAAAAAGUCUUUGUUGCAGCCAAAAGAAAAGGAGGAAAAGAACAGGGACAAGAAUAAAGCCUGUGCUGAAAAGUCAGGAAAGGAAGAGAAGGACCAGGUGACGGAGACAGCUCCGAAGAAGACCUCUAAAAUCGCAAGCUUGAUCCCAAAGGGCAGUAAGACCGCAGCAGCCAAGAAAGAAAGCUUAAUUCCAUCGUCCAGUGGGAUCCCAAAGCCAGGCUCAAAGGUGCCCACUGCAAAGCAAACUAUUUCACCCAGCAGUGCAGCAAGCAAAGAGUCUGAGAAAUUCAGGACUACCAAGGGAAGCCCUUCUCAGGCCCUCCCAAAGGCCUCAGAGAAAACAAGCGCGCCCAGCCUCUCUGCUACUCAGGAGGGGAGGGACGCUGGCCACACAUCUUCCUCUAGCUCCUGUGCUAUGCAGCUGGCACACAGCAGUGGACAGAGCCCCAGCAAUGGAGCUGUCCAGCUCCCUCAGCAGCAGCAUAUCCAUCCCAACACUGCCACGGUGGCUCCAUUCAUUUACAGAGCACAUUCAGAAAAUGAAGGCACCUCUUUACCAACUUCUGACCCCUGUACCAGCCCCACAAAGAUGGACUCCUCAUACAGUAAGACAGCUAAGCAGUGCCUAGAAGAGAUAUCUGGUGAAGACCCUGAAACUAGGAGAAUGCGUACAGUCAAGAACAUAGCAGAUCUGAGGCAGAACUUGGAAGAGACAAUGUCCAGUCUUCGUGGGACCCAGAUAAGCCACAGCACCCUGGAGACAACAUUUGAUAGUACUGUCACAACUGAAGUAAAUGGAAGGACCAUCCCCAACCUGACAAGCCGGCCUACUCCCAUGACCUGGAGACUGGGUCAGGCGUGUCCUCGUCUACAGGCUGGAGAUGCCCCCUCCAUGGGCGCUGGAUACCCUCGAAGCGGCACCAGUCGGUUCAUCCACACAGACCCUUCCAGGUUCAUGUACACAACACCUCUGCGCAGAGCUGCGGUUUCCCGUCUGGGAAACAUGUCACAAAUAGAUAUGAGCGAGAAAGCAAGCAGUGACCUGGAUGUGUCUUCUGAAGUGGAUGUUGGUGGAUACAUGAGCGAUGGCGAUAUCCUUGGGAAGAGUCUGAGAGCUGAUGACAUCAACAGCGGGUACAUGACAGAUGGUGGGCUCAGCCUCUAUUCUAGAAGUCUGAACCGAGUCCCAGAUACCACAACUUCCCGGGAUGUCACAGCGAGGGGAGUUCACGAUGUGACAAUGGAUGCAGACAGCUGGGACGACAGCAGUUCAGUGAGCAGUGGUCUCAGUGACACACUUGACAACAUCAGCACAGACGACCUGAAUACCACAUCCUCCAUCAGCUCAUACUCCAACAUCACAGUUCCCUCCAGGAAGAACACACAGCUUAAAACAGAUACGGAGAAACGUUCGGCAACAGAUGAGACCUGGGAGAGUCCAGAGGAGCUGAAGAAGACUGAAGAAGAUUUUGACAGCCACAGUGAUGGAGGUGCCAAGUGGAAGGGUGCUACUCCUGGACUCGCUGAAGACUCAGAGAAGACAGGACAGAAGGGGAGCCUGUCUGUGUCUCAGACAGGCUCCUGGAGGAGAGGCAUGUCUGCUCAGGGAGGAACACCAGCUAGGCAGAAAACCGGCACAAGUGCACUCAAGACCCCUGGGAAGACUGACGAUGCCAAAGCUUCAGAGAAAGGGAAAACUCCCCUUAAAGGAUCAUCCUUGCAACGGUCUCCUUCAGAUGCAGGGAAAAGCAGUGGAGAUGAAGGGAAGAAGCCACCCUCGGGCAUUGGAAGAUCCACUGCCAGCAGUUCCUUUGGCUACAAGAAGCCAAGCGGUGUAGGGUCCUCUACCAUGAUCACCAGCAGCGGCGCCACCAUAACAAGUGGCUCGGCUACACUGGGGAAAAUCCCCAAAUCCGCUGCCAUUGGUGGGAAGUCCAGCGCAGCAAGGAAAACCAGCCUGGAUGGGUCCCAGCAUCAAGAUGAUGUGGUCCUGCACGUGAGCUCCAAGACCACCCUCCAGUACCGCAGCCUGCCCCGCCCUUCUAAGUCCAGCACCAGCGGUAUCCCCGGGCGAGGUGGCCACAGAUCGAGUACCAGCAGCAUUGACUCCAACGUCAGCAGCAAGUCAGCCGGGGCCACCACCUCCAAACUGAGAGAACCCACUAAGAUCGGCUCAGGGCGCUCCAGUCCCGUCACUGUCAACCAAACAGACAAAGAGAAGGAAAAAGUAGCGGUCUCGGAUUCCGAGAGUGUUUCUUUGUCAGGUUCCCCCAAAUCCAGCCCCACCUCUGCCAGUGCCUGUGGUACACAAGGGCUCAGACAGCCAGGGUCCAAGUACCCAGAUAUUGCCUCGCCCACAUUUCGAAGGUUGUUUGGUGCCAAGGCAGGUGGCAAAUCUGCCUCUGCACCUAAUACUGAGGGUGUGAAAUCCUCCUCAGUAGUGCCCAGCCCUAGUACCUCUUUAGCCCGUCAAGGCAGUCUGGAGUCACCAUCGUCUGGCACGGGCAGCAUGGGCAGUGCUGGUGGGCUGAGUGGCAGCAGCAGCCCUCUCUUCAAUAAACCCUCAGACUUAACUACAGAUGUUAUAAGCUUAAGUCACUCGUUGGCUUCCAGCCCCGCAUCGGUUCACUCUUUCACAUCGGGUGGUCUUGUGUGGGCUGCCAAUAUGAGCAGUUCCUCUGCCGGCAGCAAGGACACUCCGAGUUACCAGUCCAUGACUAGUCUCCAUACGAGCUCAGAGUCAAUUGACCUGCCCCUCAGCCAUCAUGGCUCCCUGUCUGGACUGGCCACAGGCACUCAUGAGAUGCAGAGCCUGCUCAUGAGAACGGGUAGUGUGAGAUCUACUCUCUCAGAAAGCAUGCAGCUUGACAGAAAUACACUACCCAAAAAGGGACUAAGAUACACCCCAUCGUCUCGGCAGGCCACCCAAGAAGAAGGCAAAGAGUGGCUCCGUUCCCAUUCCACUGGAGGGCUGCAGGAUACUGGCAGCCAAUCACCCCUGGUUUCCCCUUCUGCCAUGUCAUCUUCAGCCACGGGAAAAUACCACUUUUCCAACUUGGUGAGUCCCACCAACCUGUCUCAGUUUAACCUUCCUGGUCCCAGCAUGAUGCGCUCCAACAGCAUCCCCGCCCAGGACUCCUCCUUCGACCUCUAUGAUGACGCCCAGCUUUGUGGUAGUGCCACUUCUCUGGAGGAAAGGCCGCGUGCCAUCAGCCAUUCCGGCUCCUUCAGAGACAGUAUGGAGGAAGUACAUGGCUCCUCGCUCUCAUUGGUCUCCAGCACAUCUUCGCUCUACUCGACGGCUGAAGAAAAGGCUCAUUCAGAGCAAAUCCAUAAGUUACGGAGAGAGCUGGUUGCAUCCCAGGAGAAGGUUGCUACCCUCACGUCUCAGCUGUCUGCAAAUGCUCACCUUGUAGCAGCUUUUGAAAAGAGUUUAGGAAAUAUGACUGGCCGGUUGCAAAGUCUAACCAUGACAGCAGAACAAAAGGAAUCUGAACUUAUAGAACUACGGGAAACCAUUGAAAUGUUGAAGGCCCAGAACUCUGCUGCCCAGGCUGCCAUUCAGGGUGCUCUGAAUGGCCCAGACCACCCUCCCAAAGAUCUACGCAUUAGAAGACAGCAUUCUUCUGAAAGUGUUUCUAGCAUCAACAGCGCCACAAGCCAUUCCAGCAUUGGCAGUGGCAAUGAUGCUGACUCCAAGAAAAAGAAAAAGAAAAACUGGGUGAACUCUAGAGGAAGUGAGCUGAGAAGUUCUUUCAAGCAAGCCUUUGGAAAGAAAAAGUCCACCAAGCCACCUUCCUCACAUUCGGAUAUUGAAGAGCUGACAGAUUCAUCCCUACCGGCAUCCCCCAAGCUACCCCACAAUGCUGGCGAGUGUGGUUCCACAUCCAUGAAGCCUUCUCAGUCCGCAUCAGCGAUCUGUGAAUGCACCGAGGCUGAGGCAGAGAUCAUUCUGCAGCUGAAGAGUGAGCUUAGAGAAAAGGAAUUAAAAUUAACAGACAUAAGGCUAGAGGCCCUCAGCUCCGCUCAUCAUCUCGACCAGAUCCGGGAAGCCAUGAACAGGAUGCAGAAUGAAAUUGAAAUAUUGAAGGCUGAAAAUGACCGAUUGAAGGCUGAGACGGGUAACACAGCUAAACCUGCCCGGCCUCCGUCUGAGUCGUCAAGCACCGCCUCUUCCUCUUCCUCUCGCCAGUCCUUAGGGCUUUCACUCAACAAUCUGAACAUCACAGAGUCGGUUACCUCAGAUAUUUUGCUAGACGACACUGGUGAUACAACCGGACAUAAAGAUGGCUGCAGUGUGAAAAUUAUGGUCUCCAUAAGCAAGGGCUAUGGUCGGGCCAAGGAUCAGAAGUCUCAGGCAUAUUUGAUAGGAUCCAUUGGUGUCAGUGGAAAAACUAAAUGGGAUGUCUUAGAUGGUGUCAUUAGGCGUCUCUUUAAGGAAUAUGUAUUCCGAAUUGAUACAUCCUCUAGUCUUGGCCUGAGCCCUGACUGUAUUGCUAGCUACUGCAUAGGAGACUUGAUUAGAUCCCAUAGCCUAGAAGUGCCUGAGCUGCUACCGUGUGGAUAUCUGGUUGGAGAUAAUGAUGUCAUCACUGUGAACCUGAAAGGGGUAGAAGAAAAUAGUCUGGACAGUUUUGUUUUUGAUACACUGAUUCCUAAACCAAUUACCCAAAGGUACUUUAACUUGCUGAUGGAGCACCACAGAAUUAUACUCUCAGGACCAAGCGGCACUGGAAAGACCUACUUAGCAAACAAACUUGCUGAAUAUGUAAUAACAAAAUGUGGGAGGAAAAAAACAGAGGAUGCAAUUGCUACUUUUAAUGUGGACCACAAGUCAAGUAAGGAAUUGCAGCAGUAUCUUGCCAACCUGGCUGAGCAGUGCAGUGCUGACAAUAAUGGCGUGGAGCUCCCCAUUGUCAUAAUUCUGGACAAUCUUCACCAUGUGGGCUCUUUGAGUGACAUCUUCAAUGGUUUUCUCAAUUGUAAAUACAACAAAUGUCCUUAUAUUAUUGGAACAAUGAAUCAGGGAGUCUCUUCAUCCCCAAAUUUAGAACUACACCACAAUUUCAGGUGGGUAUUAUGUGCAAACCACACAGAACCAGUGAAAGGCUUUUUAGGCAGGUUUCUUCGAAGAAAACUGAUAGAGAUGGAAAUUGAAAGGAAUGUACGCAAUAAUGACCUAGUCAAAAUUAUAGAUUGGAUUCCCAAGACAUGGCAUCAUCUCAAUAGCUUUUUGGAAACGCAUAGUUCUUCUGAUGUCACCAUCGGUCCUCGGCUUUUCCUUUCUUGUCCCAUGGAUGUGGAAGGUUCUAGGAUGUGGUUCAUGGAUCUCUGGAAUUAUUCCUUGGUACCUUACGUUCUGGAGGCGGUGAGGGAAGGCCUUCAGAUGUACGGGAAGCGUGCGCCCUGGGAAGACCCCUCCAAGUGGGUCCUUGACACAUACCCUUGGAGUUGUGCAUCCCUGCCCCAGGAGAGCCCAGCCUUGCUACAACUGCGACCAGAAGAUGUCGGCUAUGAGGGCUGCGCAUCUGCGAAGGAAGCCACAACGUCAAAGCACAUUCCCCAGACUGACACAGAAGGGGACCCCCUGAUGAAUAUGCUAAUGAAACUCCAAGAAGCAGCCAAUUACUCGGGCACACAGAGCUGCGACAGUGAUGGCAUCAGCCACCGUGAAGACAUUCUGGAUUCAUCCAUUGAAUCCACCCUCUAAAGGGUGAAAGACUUAGGCAAAGGACUAUGUUUUUAAAAGGGUGUUUUAAAACACAGGUAUUAUCACUAAACCACUGCCAGUAUGAUAGUCCCCUGUCCAGGGCGCUGACCCAGAGCCGCGGUUUCCAAGGAGGCAGCAGAGUUAAGGUGGAACCGCCAAGAGGCUAAAGUGAAAAAGGGAGCUUAAGUUUAUUGUAAUCCUAGGCAUUUUUGUCAGCGCAGAGGUAGCAAGAGCUCCAUUAAGCGACUGGAAAGGACCCUAAAGACAGGGCAGCUGAGCAGAUUGCACAUGGGGUAGCGAGACUGGACUUUGUUUUCUUCCUCUUUCAAAGUUUACAAUGCAGGCCUACUUUUUUUUCCCUCCGUCUUUUUCUUUGUUGUGCCUUUUUAUUGUUUUUGUUUUUCUUUUGUUUCCUCUGAGGGGCUGCCCUCCUCAGGCAGGGCUCAUUUCUCUGAUCCAGGAGACCUCCUUGUGCCCCACGGUGCCAGUGACAGGGCUCCAGUAGUGUCUGUGUCACACACUCACUCCAUUGCAGAAGGAAUCCACGAGGCCAGUCCUCCAAAAGCACAAAGGGAGUUGUGCCACCACCAGAAAAAAAAAAUACAAAAUAUGAUUGAAAACAAAACUACUGUGGCAAACGGGAAGGGCCACCUUCCUUCCGACUGUCCCACUCUCCUGAAGUGCGCUACCCUCUUCUUAGUGUGUGAGUCAUGGGUUUUAUAAGGUUGUUUUUACCACAGUGGUCUUUUCAAACCACUUGCCCACUCCCCAAACCAGAGUUUUAUACCAAUUAUUCGUCAACACUGACAAAAGGCUUUUUUAGGGCUUUAUUUGUUCGAGCCUUUUCAGUGAAAGAAGGAACAUUUUUCUAUGGUGCUGUCUCACUGCCUUAAACCACAUCCCUCCAACGGUUUUAACAGUUGGUUUCAAUCCUAAACCAUUGGUAAUUCCCACUGUCUCUUUCUUCAUUUACAGCCAAGCAACACACCAGUUAACAUAGCAGCCUCACUUCUAGAUAUAAUUUUUUAUUUUAUUUUUCUUGAAGAAAUGGAUAGGAGAAAGAUAAGUAUUUUUUAUCUUAUGAAUAAAGAGAUUUCUUUGCCUAUCCUGCAAAUAAUUUGAGAACCAUAGAACCCCUCUUUGACCAUCACCUAAAAGCAGAGACAUGCGGCUUCAUUCUACCUAGUUCUAAACGAAAGGUGGGAGAUUUCUAAUUCGGAUCCAGUUGAACUACAAGAACUGGAUUCCGCAUGAGCACAACUAUUUGGCCUUCUUCCCCUCGUCUUUAUCUUUCAAAAAAAAAAAGUUAGUUUUGACGCAUGUUGUUUUGAUUGCUAUUGUUGUACAUGAGACAUUCAGCAUUAAAGAACACUGAUGCAGUCAGUCACUGUGGAAGAGGAAGCAUUUAUACUGUACAAGAAGGUUAGAUUUGCACAGUCUACUGGGUAGGUAUUGUAAAUAAUGACUUUUUUUUUCAAAACUUGCACAAAAAUCAAAACAAACACAAACAAAAUUGUAUUUAACCUGUUUGGUGUUAAGAGGUUGUUUCACUUGCUGAGAUUUCCUGUAUGUUGCAAACAAAUACAGAAUGCAAACCUUCCAAGCUGUUAUUAUCUGGUGUGUUUGUCCUGUACUUACAAGUUUGUUGUGACGAUGCAGGAGCCAUCAGUGCUAGAGUGAGCAUGCUUCAGAACUGUACAUGAGGCCAGUACAUUUUUGGAUGAGUAGCCGUCUGAAAGUACAUCACUUGGGGCAGGCUAAACAGACAGUGGGUGAAAGCUGAUAGGUCACUGGUGAAGUCACACCGCCCACAGAGGACGGUUCAAAGGCUAUGAAACCUAAGGUCAACGCCAUGGCGCAGACGUAGCUCUGUGCGCCUUUUAGGACAUGUUAUUGGUGCUACUCUCUGUGACCACCAACUCUAUGGGUUGGUUUCUGUAGAACAAAAUUAACAGCAUGAAGUAUCUGUGCAGAUUUCAGAGCGUCAGUAAGUAUCUAGGUCCUUACACGGUGCUAUUGCCCGGAGAGUUAUCAGGCUGAAUUUAUGCACAUAGAAUUGCCACCCUGACUUUGGAGCCUCAACUGUGGAUCAGAUCUAUUGUGCAACACCGACGGAUGUAGCUGGAUGAGUGACUAGUCGCCCUUGUAUGAUACGUGACCUAAGAGUAUCGCUAAUCUUCCCCUGCCAUUUCCAGAAACACGGUCCACACAUGAGCAUAAACAGAACUUCCUGCAAUACAUCGCAGUAGGUACGCCUAGUUUACAACUUAAACUAGUUUGUGAAACAUUUGUCUGUAUACAUUUUAUAUUUUGUACAUUUUUGAUGUAACAUAUCAUGUAAAUAGGAAGAAGCAGUGAAAGAAAUCAUCUGAAAAGUUUUGUAGUCUUUGUAUAGCCCCAACAAUGAGUACUUGGUGUCAAUGGACCUAACUGGAUGAUGUAUUUUCUAUUGGUUUAUUGUUCCUCUAGCUUGUAAACCAGCUUGCAUAUAUUUUUUUGCAAAUGUGCACCCUGUAUCUGUCUAAAUUAUUACUUUGCCAUUAAAGUGGAAUUAUUUAUUGACAACAAGGUGUGGUGUCUAUGUAUGGGGAAAUGUUGAAUAAUUACGUUCAGGGAUAUGUGCAGCUUUAAAAUGUUUCUUCACUAUUAAUAUGCCAUCAUUAGGGAUCUGUGUCAAUCUAUAUUUUAUAAGCAUCAGAGGAAGGGCUCCAAAGCUUCUAAGUAAAUAAACUAAAUGCAGUAUAUAUGUAGCGCCUAGAGUGAAAGUUAUUUAUUCAGUGAAUAUUUUUGAAAAUUCCGAGUGAUAUUCAAAUAUGCCUGAUGACAAAAUACAUUUAAUAUAAAAAUAAAAUGUCAAUAUUCACUGAGUUAAAUC